Guillardia theta CCMP2712 is the source of this 528-nucleotide messenger RNA. RefSeq lists its product as hypothetical. Bases 1 to 528 code for a protein of 175 amino acids. NCBI's taxonomy places the organism in Eukaryota, Cryptophyceae, Pyrenomonadales, Geminigeraceae. The record is from RefSeq and is a predicted model, not a curated record. The transcript has a single exon.
AUGGAUGGCUACAAGAAAACAAACGAGAAGAUCCGGAUCGGCAAUAGAGAUCGGAUAGUGUAUUCUAAGGGAAGAUCGAAGUAUGUCAUAUUCAACAAGGAGUACACCAAUAUAAGAUCGCCAGUGUUCUCAAAGAACAAGAAGAAGGGCGGGGCGCUGCGAUUUAUUUUAAGCUCUAGCAAGAAGCCAGGAGACAUUGCCAUAGAUGACACAAAGAGAAUAAUGGAUUACAAUAAUACAGAUGAGCUAGCGAGAUUACAAGACAUUUUCUCCAGCCAUCAGAAGAUAUCUAUGGAUGGAUAUGAAAACCUAACUUACAUCCAAAUGAAUAGUUAUUAUGAUCAUGCGAUGAAUAGAAGAAAUGAGCUUGAACUAAGGUUCAAAGACUCAAGCAACAGAUAUUUCACACUAAGGAUCGUUCGGUCUGAAAUAAGAAAAUCAUUCGUGUUCAAUAAUGACUUUGAUGUGCUUUAUUCAGUGUACAUCAAUGAUUCCAAAAAGGAUUCGGUGACCCUCACACUCGGUUAG